Molecule: messenger RNA, 711 nt
Organism: Alternaria hordeiaustralica
Lineage: Eukaryota; Fungi; Ascomycota; Dothideomycetes; Pleosporales; Pleosporaceae
Exons: 4
Coding region: 1-711 (236 amino acids)
Biological process (GO): methylation
Molecular function (GO): nucleic acid binding; protein-lysine N-methyltransferase activity
Source: RefSeq, a predicted model, not a curated record
AUGGCGCCAAUCGAAGACGACGAUGAGAUGCCACAGCUCUCCGGCGAUGCUCUUGCCGCGCUGAAAGAAUUUUAUGGCGAGCGGGAUGCACGACAAAAGCAGUUUGAAGAACUAAAAGGCCAAGCCGAGGAUGACUUCGAAGGGAAGUUGUCCAUGGACGCCUUCACGGAAGACUGGAAUGCAAGUCAAUUUUGGUAUAGCGACGAGACCGCUAUGGUGCUUGCGCGACAGCUUCUGGAUGGUGCGACAGAUGAGACAAGGAUAGCAGUCGUGUCUGCGCCGAGUGCUUUCAUCCAGUUGAAAAAUCUACUGAACUCGGGUGAAGUCAAGUGCCGGCCGCAGAUCAAAUUGCUGGAGUUUGACGAGCGCUUUGCCGUCUUCAAAGAGUUCGUGCGCUACGACUUCGAGAAGGCGAUCCAACUACCAGCUGAGAUGAAGGCCUCAUUCGAUGUCAUCAUUUGCGACCCGCCAUUUCUAAGUCAAGAUUCUGCUUUGACCGUGCGAUGGCUAGCGAAGUCAUGGACGCAAGAUUCACUGCGUCUCAUUGUCUGCACUGGCGAGCGUAUGGAAAGCCUGGUUACAGACAAAUUAUACGGGAAAGUAGGAACCAAGACGACUGAUUACGAGAUCAAGCACGCCAAAGGACUGAGCAACGAGUUUAGAUGCUAUGCGAACUUUGAGUGCCCAUCGUGGAAGUGGGCAAAGUCAUGA